Molecule: messenger RNA, 2029 nt
Organism: Canis lupus familiaris (dog)
Lineage: Eukaryota; Metazoa; Chordata; Mammalia; Carnivora; Canidae
Gene: DUSP14
Product: dual specificity phosphatase 14
Exons: 4
Coding region: 788-1384 (198 amino acids)
Biological process (GO): protein dephosphorylation
Cellular component (GO): cytoplasm
Molecular function (GO): MAP kinase tyrosine/serine/threonine phosphatase activity
Source: RefSeq, a predicted model, not a curated record
AUAAGUCACUAGAUGAAUUGAUGGUGGAGCAAUUUAGUGCCGGAGAGAUGCCUUUCCCAGGCAAGAUUUAAACUCCUAGUGUUUUUUUUUUUUUUAAAUCAAAUUCCGUUUUGUUCUUUUGGAGAAAGAUUAAUUUUGCCGAAUUUUAAAGCUUCAACUCUUUUUUUAUGAAGGCAAAAAUAAAUCUCUCCAGUCCACGCCUUUUUAGCUCUCCAAAGAUUACCACUAAAAUGCGUCCAUGUUAUAUUUUUGUCUGGGAAAACAGAACUUUUAGACAUUCCUGCACCCACGGGAUGACUCUGAAUCCCGUCAGAUCAGGAAAAGCAUGAAAAAGCCUCAAAGCCUUUUGGUCGAAGAUGCCGGGGAGAAGUAAACCCAAAGCACGUCUUUUUCACUCCGCUCCUGAACCCCUCCCCCCAAACCUAGGACUCCCCGUUUGACUGUUCAGCAGUUCCGAUACCAACGAUUUACAACGGUGAGGAGCUGGGUCUGAUUGAGCCAACCUCAAUUCAAAAAGACCCUCACAGUGACACAGCAAAUAAGCCCUGGACGAGCCCAUGAGUUCAGCCUGGGCUUCGGCCGCGCUACAGCUCUACCUGCAGGCACGAUCUGAUUUGUAUCCACUGUGAUCAGCACUCUCAACUAGGACUUUCCAGAUCCUGACCAGGACUGCAGAGUGACCAGAUUCCUCACAAGAAGGAGACGGUGAUUUUGGAUUCCUUGGUGGAGGAAAACAAAACCCUCUGGUCUUGCUUCCAAUGAUGCAAGUGUGAUUGCUGGCAUCUUCAUGAGCUCCAGAGGUCACAGCACGCUUCCACGGACUCUCAUGGCCCCUCGGAUGAUUUCUGAGGGAGACAUAGGAGGCAUCGCUCAAAUCACCUCCUCUCUCUUCUUGGGCAGAGGCAGCGUGGCCUCUAACCGGCACCUCCUUCAGGCUCGUGGCAUCACCUGCAUUGUUAAUGCUACCAUUGAGAUCCCCAAUUUCAACUGGCCCCAGUUUGAAUAUGUUAAAGUGCCUCUGGCUGACAUGCCUCAUGCCCCCAUCGGACUGUACUUUGACACGGUGGCUGACAAGAUCCACAGUGUGAGCAGGAAGCAUGGGGCCACCUUGGUGCACUGUGCCGCGGGGGUGAGCCGCUCAGCCACCCUCUGCAUUGCUUACCUGAUGAAAUGCCACAGUGUGUGCCUGCUGGAAGCCUACAACUGGGUGAAGGCCCGCAGGCCUGUCAUCAGGCCCAACGUCGGCUUCUGGAGGCAGCUGAUAGACUACGAGCGCCAGCUCUUUGGGAAGUCGACGGUUAAAAUGGUACAGACACCUUAUGGCAUAGUUCCAGACGUUUAUGAGAAAGAAUCCCGACACCUGAUGCCUUACUGGGGGCUGUAAUGCCACCACAGCCUGCAUCAGCAGCCCCUUGAGCAGUACCAGCAUCUGCUACACACCGUCUAUUCCCCUCUUCACCUUCCUUUUCAAAUGGUGGACUGUUGGUUCUCCCUGAAGUGUUUUUUACACUGGGUGUUCAAGUUUAUUUUAAAAGAUAGGGAGGGAGGGGAAGAAUAUAAGGGGAAUGCAUACAUUGCUAGUAACAUUUUUAAAACUAACAUUUUGGAAUAGUGUUUAUGAAAAUCUUUAACUGGCUUUUAAUCAUUUUUAACAAUUUGAACAGUUUAAUAAACUGUUUGGUUCUGCUGUAUUCUGAAUCCCAGGCCUUUAGGCAUCAUGGCAGGUGCGGGAGGAGCUCAGUGCAAAAAUCACUUUGGGUCCUGAUGAACCCUUUAGAGACCAGCUUUGCCCAAGGCUGCCGACCAAACGCUUAGGGAAGAUUGAUACCAGCUUCAGUCUCUACUGGAUUAGCCCUACUCUUUCCUUUCCUAUUAUUUAGUGACUCUGUAAGUUAAAAAAAAAAACCUUUAUUAUCUAGUUGUUAAGUAAUUAUAAUGAAAUCUGCUGCAAAUACCCUCUUGGAAUCAUUGUGCCCCAGGACUAUAUUAGCAUUAUUUUUAAUAAAUAUAUCUGCAUAACGUAUUAGAA